UUCAGUUGCUUAUUUACACGUCCAGAUACGGAGCAACAAAGUCGUUCAUCUUGGAGUCGUGUUUGUGUCCACCUAGCAAAUGUAUGUGUGCAUUGCUUGGAGUAGUAGCCCAACUGCUCUGGGUGUGUGUCAGACACACCCACUGAAAGCAUGAGACGGAGCAACAUGCUGAACCAUUUUCUCCCCUCUGAGGCGUAGAGAAGUCCCAUUGUUCCACUCUAACCUGCAAAGGUGAAGUUUGAAUUCUUCGCUCUAGACCUUGACUUGUCCACCACUUCACGGGGCGUGUGUCUGAUAACCACUGAUACUCGGAAAUGAAUGUGCGCUGUCACUCCGGGUCUGUCAGGUGUAGCAAUAAAAAUAAUAACUAUAAUAAUUAAACCAAUUAAUUAAUCAGGGUUCAGCUGCAUUUGCCAAAACUCUGGUGCGAACAUAUUUUGUUUAGAAAAACAAGUUAAACCUUCUCCUACAGUGCUAUUAUAGUUAACAAUGUUAGUAUGUCAUCUUUCCAGUGCUGCAACCUGCACCUACUACUACUACUACUACUGCACCUUACUGUUCAGAUGCUGCACAAAUCUGAUCAUUACCCACUCAUUAAGAUGUCAAACUUUUCUGUUUUUAUUCACACUUUACUGAUACACCUUUGUUAUUACGUAGCAUACAAAUCUAAAUUUCCAUAUUAUGUCUUAAAGAACAAUAAAAACAAGUACAAGCAAUGAUCCUGAUAUCCAGCCAUCGAGUAACUAGUCCGUCUACAUUCCAACACAAUCAUACAUGUGAAGACAGUGUGUGUUUUAUAACGUCCUGCCACGUCUUGUGUUGCAUGGAGCUGAUAACAGAGCUGUAUCAGGUUCAGAGGGCAUUUCUGUGAGAAAAAACCUCACUUAAAUGUCAGAAACUGCACAUCAACGCAUCAUGUUUCCAUAUCAUGCAUUUAAUAAAACACAUUUCUAUGAAAGCAGACUCAUGAAAAACUGCUGGAAGGAAAAAAGCUCUGAGAACAUAAAGGCAGAGCGAGUAGCGUGGAACAGGUCCGCCCGGUCUGCUCCUCUGCUGCCUUUGCUGAUGACACACCUGCUGGCCUGGGAGGAGCUGAGACAGGUGAACUCUCGCAAAAAGAGACAAGAAGGAGUGAGAGGAAACAGGAGAGGAGAGAGUGAGGUCUGAAGAAACACACUCGGGGACUCCGAUUACAACGAACAGGCCCGAGCAGUCUCCCAAGAUGUCGAACAAAAAGGAAUACAGUCCGGUAAAGAUCAACAAGACUCAGGCUACUGACCUUGCUGUGGUGAUCGCUCGCAUGCAGAAGAAUGCAGACCAGGUAGAGAAGAACAUCCUGUCAUCGGAGGAGCUGCUUGCUGUGGACACAAAGCGCGAUGGGAAGAACCAGGCCCUGAUCCACCAGAAGGAGAAUGCCUACAACCUGGGGCAGGCCGAGCAGCUGCUGAAGGAUCUCUUCAUGGACGUGGACAAGGCCAAGAGGCUGGGGCACCCGCAGGCCCACGAGAUAGAGAAAGAUGUGAAAAACCUCCAUGAUCGCUGGGUGAAGGACUGUGCCAUAUACAGGGAGCUGUAUGCCCAGGGGCUAGUUUUGGAGCCGAAACCAAAGAUCGACUGGGGUCCUCUGCUGGAUGAGAAACUGAAAGAGUUGAAGGCAGACGGAUACGGUCCCAACCUGACCGAUGUAGAGAAGCAGAUUGCAGAACAUAACAUCCUGCACCAGGAGAUCGAGGCCUACAACGCCCAGCUGACGCCCAGCUCCGCCGCUUCACAGGAGCAGUACGCCGCCUUCAAAGAGAGAUAUGCAAAACUUUACGAGAGCUCCCAGCAGAGACGCAUCCACUUGGCCUCUCUGUACGAGUACGUGCAGAGCUGCACCAAGGAGCUGGUCUACCUGUCAGGCCAGCAGGAGAGGGUCCUCCAGAGAGACUGGAGUGAUCGCAUGGUCGACCCCGCGGGAGUCCGCAUGGAGUAUGAGAAAUUCAAAAACAACGGACUGCUGGCACACGAGAGUGAGAUCAACAAGCUGCAGGAGGAAGGAGAUCAUCUCGCUGAAACGAGACACCCGGGCAGCUCAACAAUAAAGGCACACAGAGAUGCUGUGCAGGCUGAGUGGCAGGCCUUCCUCAACCUGUGUCUGGCACAGGAAUUACACCUGGACAACAUCGAAGACUACAGGAAGUUCCAGCUUGAUGCGGAGAUUUUGUCCGAGUCCCUGGAGAGACUCAGCGGCAACAUGGACCCAAAGUCUCUGGCCGACAAGAGCAACUCUGAGGUCCUGUUGGCGCUGGAGGGAGAUGAACCAGCAAUAAAGAGGAACGAGCAGCGCCUGGUUGCCCUCAAGGACUCCAGCAGCGGCGUCGUGCCUCUGAAGUUACGCCGAACGAGGUCCACCGUACCCACCACUGUAGUGUCCCUGUGUGACUGGGCAGAUAAAGAGGACGCAGUGAGGCGUGGUGAGGAGUUAAUCCUGAAGUCCAACUCUGAUAAUAGGAACUGGGAGCUUCAGAGCAGCGGUGGGCAGACCAGGACCCUCCCUGGGGCGUGUUUCAUGAUCCCUCCACCUGAUGCUGAGGCGCUGGAUAAAGUAAACAGUCUCAACAGAGCGCUGACGGAUCUAAAGAGCCGUAGAUCUGCACUAAUGACCUCUUUGAAGAACCCCACUGUGGAGGUGGUCCGUCCUCAGAAGGCAGCUACCGUUCGAAGUGCUCCAGAGGAUCCCAGAGCUGCAGAUCUGGUCAGUGAAUUAGACCGGAUCAACAGAGCCCUGGAGCGGAGUGAAAAAGAAAUCCUGAGUCGACUCAGAACCCCGCUAGACAAUCGCAGCCCCACUGAGGACCUGGCGAACAGGCUGCAAGAGCACGAGAGAUCUGCUCUGACUGUGAGAAAGCUGGAGUCAGAGAAGUCUGCGGUCCAGAGAGAGAUGGAGUCCAUUCUGGCCAACAAACCCCUGGGACCCAACACCUCCACCCUGCCCAUCAAACUCAGCGCUGCCAACAACAAGAUUGAUGACAUCAACACUCUCCUCGACCUUUAUAAUCAAAAAGCUACAGCCUCCAUGUACCUGGAGAAGCGGAAGCAGAACGUGGAAGGCAUCGUCUCUGGGUUUGAGGAGAAGCUGGCUAAAGAUGGCGCCAUUCUUGAUCAACCCAACGCCCUCCAGAGUCGCAACCAGCAGCUGCAGCUUAUGCGUAAAGAUGUCGUCUCAAAGAAGGAUGAGUUGACUAAAUUAGGCAGAGACUUGGACCUGACAGAGCAGGCAUGCAGCUCCUUGAAGCGGGGUUUCAAUGAAUACUGUCCAGACAUCGGCCGCCAGGAGAAUGAGGUGAAACAGCUGAAGAACCGUUACACCAAUGUCAAUAAUCAGCUCCAGGAAAGGUCUGGUCUCAUACAAGAAGCAACCAGUAAAAACCAAGAUUUCAAGAAUGCUGUUCAGUCACUGGAUUUCUUCUUGGUCAAUUUGCCCAAUAAUGCGAUCAAACCUACAGAUGAUGUGGCGCAGAUAGCAGCCAAGCAGAGCUCUCAGAAGAAAGUGAUGGAGGACAUCAAGAAGAAAUCCGGGGAUUUAGACAGAGUCAGGUAUCUUUCCCGUGAUCUGCAGGGCGUCCUGAAUGAGUACGGCGUUAAGUCAAACAUUUACUGUGGCACUCUGAAUGAUGACGAUGACGACGACGACGAUGAUGAUGAUGACGAAGAUGAUAGACCAGUCCUAAAGAAACGUCAUACUUCAACUAUGGCUCAGGCUGUACAGAGAAAGGAACAAGAUCUAGUGAACCUUUUCUCUGAGGUGUCUGCAGAAAACAACCAGCUGCACAGCCAGUUGGGGACAGCGAAGAACAUCAAGACCAUGAAUGAAGACAAAGUUAGUCGGGUGGUGGUCAAUCAGCAGCUUCAGCUACAGAGCCAGAGGAAGGACAUAGAGGAGAGUGGUGGUCUGAAAACAGAAUUAAGUGAGGAGGUUGAGAGGCGCUUACAUGCUGAAAGAGACCUGGAAACAUACCGUAAGAGGUUUGUGUCUCUUAAGAAUAGGAGAGGAGUGGAGAGGAUGGAGGAGAAGGAGGUGGUGCAAUACUACCGUGACCCCACACUGGAGGUGGAACUAAAGUCCUUCAGAAAUCGGAUCCAGGAUGAAACAGUGAAGAGGACAAGAACCAAUUCAGAGAUAGAAAUUAUAAGAGAGAGGAUUAUCAAAUUGGAAACAGAGCUGAUCAAAGUCGAACCAAAACUGAUCAACAGGGUACUGACAGAAUACGAGAGAGACCCGCAGCUUGACAAAGAAGCCACCAGGAUCAGAGAUGAGAUGCACAGGAUACGACUCGAGCACCAAACAAGAGAUACUGAGACUGUUCACGUGAAAACAGAGCUCACGGUUCUGUCUCAGCAGAAACAAAGAAUCAAGGAGACGAUUGUUAAGAAAGAAGUGGUGAGGCUUGAAAAGGAUCCGGAGAUGCUGAAAGCGGUUCUCACGUUCCAGAGCGAUAUCUCGGGGGAGCAGCUCCAUUGCAAGUCGCUAAACGAUAGCAUUUUUAGCACGAGGAGUCAGAUAAACACUCUAGAAAGGGUAAUUCCCACCAUCCAACCCAAGAUAGUCACCAAGGUGGUGAAGCAAGUACAGCAAGAUCCAGAAAUGCAGGAAGAGUCGAAGAAACUGCGAAUGGCCUUGGAGGAGGAGAAAGACGAGAAUGUCAUCUUGAUGAAGGACCUGACCACCCUUCAGCUACGUUAUAGUGAGGUGGACAAGAUCAGGGCCAAAGUCGAGGUCAAGGAGAUCAUCAAUGAGAUCUACAGAGUUGAUCCGGAGACAGAACUCGAGCUGGUGCGUCUGAGGAAAGAGCUGCAUGAUUUCAGCCGCAACCGCACAGACCUGGAGAGAGAAAUCAAGACAAUCACAACGACUCUGACUACCCUGCGCGCUCAGAAACCCAAAGUGGAGUACAAGGAAGUGACCCAGGAGGUGAUCAUAGAAGAGAAAAGCCCAGAGGUAACCAGGGAAUUGCAAAGGCUGAACAACCAAGAUGCCCGUCUGCAAGUCAACUAUGACACCACCCUGGAGCUGCUGAUGCGCCUGCGUAAAGAAAGAGACGAGCUGAAAGCUGAGAAAUCCAAGGUGCAGACCACUAUUGUCAAUAAACAGCUCAUCAAAUAUGAGAACGAUCCUCUUAUUGAGAAAGAGGCUGACAGACUUCGGAGGAAUGUAAGAGAGGAGAUCCACCAGCGCCGCAGUGUGGAGGAGUGUGUCUUUGACCUCCAGAACCAAUACAUUGUCCUUGAAAGGCAGAAGCCAGAGGAAAAGAUCGUCAUGCAGGAAGUGGUGCGUCUUCAGAAGGACCCCAGGCAGAUACUAGAGCAUGAGAAGUUGAACAAGAACAUGGACGAUGAACUGAAAGGCCGCAGGAAGAUCGAAUUAGAGGUCAGACAGCUAAGAGCCCUGAUUCAAGACAAAGAGAGUACCCUGGCUCAGAUGGACGAACGUCAGAAGAAGAUUCAAGUAGAGUCAGAGCUCAGGCAGAUCAAAUCACGCAUUCUUGAAUUGGAGAAUUCUCCGGCGCCCGUUGAGGAAAGGAUUGUCAUCGAGGAGGUCCUGAAAGUGGAGAGGGACCCUAAGCUGGAGAAACUUACUGAUGGUAUACGUGUCGACUUCGAGACUGAGAGCACCAAUAUCAGUCGUCUAGACAGAGAAAUCCGCAACCUGAGGCUCAAGUUGGAACUUCUGCAAAAGGAGAAGUCAAUUGAGAAGGUUGUUUACAGAGAAGUUGUUCGUGUCGAGAAAGACCCGCAGGUGGAGGCUGAAAGGGACCAUCUAAGAGAGCUCGUAAUGCAGGAGAGAAACCUCAGGCGUGACCAGGAGGAUCACACUCAGAACAUCCAACUCAAAAUUACCCACAUUCAGACGUCGCAGUCUAUGUCCUCUCAGGAGGAGAUUACUUACGUCACCAACAGAGACGCUCUGCAGAGAGAGAAGGAGGAUCUGCUCAGACAGCUCAAAAUGCUUGAGAGUGAAAGACAGAACAUCAGCAUAACCUUCCAGCAACAGUCCAAGCUGAUGAGUGAGAGAAACCAGAUGGGGCGGCAGAGGAGCCUUAAGAGUUCCUCUGAAAUACAGCGGAUGGAGAAAGAAAUCCUCAAUGAAAAAGACAAAAUACACCAGAGAGACGCGCUCAUCAUCGAGCUGCAGAACAGCGUCCAGAAAGAGGACCACUCUGAAACUCACACCAGGGAGACAAAUCUUUCCACGAGGAUCAGUAUCCUGGAUCCAGAAACCGGUAGAGACAUGUCUCCCUAUGAUGCCUACGUGCAGGGGCUAAUUGAUCGCAACCACUACAUUCACCUGUCGGAGUUGGAGUGCGACUGGGAGGAAAUCACCUCAACUGGUCCAGAUGGGGAUACAACAAUUCUGCAGGAUCGCAAAAGUGGGAAUCAGUACUCUAUCAAGAAUGCACUGAGGGAUGGUCGCCUGACCCAGUAUGAUGUGACGCGCUACAAAGAAGGGAAAAUAUCCAUUUCUGAGUUUGCCCUCCUUGUUGCAGGGGAAACCAGAAAGCCCAUCGUUCCUCCAAUACCAGUCCCAAGAACACCCACCAAACCACCCCCAGCCUCUCCCUUGAGCUCCAUGCCAUCCUCCCUGAGGACCUCCUACACCAGCCUCAACUCUCACCAGAGUGGCAGUAUGACCAACCUCAGUGCUUCACCCGGUGAUGAGCAUUUCCCCAUCUCUGGUAUUUUAGACACCACCACUGAAAGCCGCAUGUCUGUGAGAAGCGCCCUGACCCGCAAACUCCUCGAUCCCGACACAGCCCUGAAGCUGCUGGAGGCACAAGCAGCCUCCGGGGGAAUCGUCGAUCUCACCAAGAAGGACAAACUGUCCGUCCACAAGGCAGCUGAGCGUGGCCUCAUUGACUCGAGUGACAUGUACAAGCUUCUGAACGCUCAGAAGGCCUUCACUGGAGUCGAGGACCCCAUUACCAAAGACCGUCUCGCAGUGGGAGAGGCUGCAAAGAAAGGGUACAUUCCCGCAGAAAAUGCCAGGAGGUACAUGGAGGCGCAGUACCUGACCGGUGGGUUUGUGAAUCCCGCUAAACCAGGCCGCCUCAGUCUCGACGAAGCUCUCGCCAGUGAUAUUAUUGACAGCGCAACAGCUGAGGAGCUGCGAGACGAGGCGUCCCACACAAAAGAGCUGACAGACCCCAUCACUAAAGAGAAGAUAUCAUACAAGCAGGCGAUGGAUCGGUGUAAGAGAGACGUCAGCACGGGGCUCCUGCUGCUUCCUGCAACCUCUACUGAUGCCGCAAAUGCCCCAUCAUACUCAAACUAUCGUUUCAAUUCCUCCUACAGCAAAGUCUAGAUGUGAAGUUUAAGAAUUUUUUUUAUUUGCCGCAACCACUGGUGCUAGAGGGUGUGUGUGAUAAUGCUAACGGAUCCGCGUGAAGUUAAAAAGGAAAAAUUGGUUUGUUCGUACACUGCAUACUACAUUUUUGGUGAAACUGUUUAUGUGGAUCUGCUUUUUUACAGUGCUAUUUUUGGGUCUGCUGUAAAAAAUGAGGGUGAUGUUUGUUUUAUAUGGUAAAUUGUUUUUUCAGCACUGUCAAGCUAAAUCCUUUCCUAAGUGCUCAUUAAACUCCACAAGCUUCACAUUCA
Sebastes umbrosus (honeycomb rockfish) is the source of this 7635-nucleotide messenger RNA. RefSeq names its product envoplakin b (gene evplb). The transcript is spliced from 24 exons. Gene Ontology annotation, molecular function: structural molecule activity; cadherin binding. NCBI's taxonomy places the organism in Eukaryota, Metazoa, Chordata, Actinopteri, Perciformes, Sebastidae. Gene Ontology annotation, biological process: intermediate filament cytoskeleton organization; wound healing. The record is from RefSeq and is a predicted model, not a curated record. Gene Ontology annotation, cellular component: membrane; intermediate filament; cytoskeleton. Bases 1223 to 7342 code for a protein of 2039 amino acids.